CCGCACAUCGCUCCGCCCUCCGGGCCUGGAGCCGCGCGGAGGAUGGCGCGGGGCCCGGGCGCCCGGGGACCGCCGCUGCCCGUCCCGCUGCUGCUGCUGCUGCUGCUGCCGUUGGCCGCCCAGGUGCCCGUCCCGGGCGACGAGCCGGGCCCGCGGGUCCCUCAGGACGAGGCCACCCUCAACGAGAUGUUCCGAGAGGUGGAGGAGCUCAUGGAGGACACCCAGCACAAGCUGAGGAGCGCCGUCCGAGAGAUGGAGGCCGAGGAGGGGGCGGCUACUGCUUGGAGGACUCCCCUGGGAGCAAGCGGACCCGGCCUCCCCGCCGACUUCCGCGGUGGGUCCGGCCCCGACGGCCAGCUGGGCGGUCUCACCCUGCGCACCCACCGGGAGAUGGACAAGGUGACGGACAACCGGACCGGGCAGACCGUCUUGACCGAGACCCCGGCCGCCUCGCCGGACGACGGCCGAAGGAAGCACGAGUGCGUCAUCGACGAGGACUGCGGGAUGGGCCAGUACUGCCAGUUUUCCAGCUUCCGGUACACGUGCCAGCCUUGCAAAGCCCAGCAGGCGCACUGCGCACGGGACGGCGAGUGUUGCGGCGACCAGCUCUGCGCUUGGGGCCUCUGUGCCAAGGACGCGUCUCCCGGCGGGGACGGGACCAUCUGCGAGAGCCAGCGGGACUGUCGGCCGGGAAGCUGCUGCGCCUUCCAGAGAGAGCUGCUGUUCCCCGUCUGCUUGCCGCUGCCCGUGGAGGGCGAGCCCUGUCACCGUGCGGCCGGCGGCCUCCUGGACCUGAUCACCUGGGAGCUGGAGCCCGACGGGGUCCUGGACCGCUGCCCCUGCGCCGGCGGCUUCACCUGCCGACCCCACAGCCACGACGCAGUGCCCGUCUGCGAGCUGACCUUCAACGACACCCACCCCCAGCUGGCUGCGGCCGGGGGCGCCCUCCGGGACCCCCUGCUCUGGGACCCGCUGCUCCGGGACGCCCCGGCGGGCGGGGAGGAGGAGGAGGACGGGGCCGACGUCAUCCGGGAAGUGCGGAAGGAGCUCCGGGAGCUGGAGAGGACUCUGGCCGAGGGGGUGGCCUCGCUGGGGCCCCCCGAGGCCUCCGACCCGCUCACGGGCGACCCCGUCUAGGGGAGGGAGGAGGCCCCGCGGCUCGCCUCGGGACGGCCGCCGCUGGGUGAAUCGCGCGUACCGUCUGCCUGCGUCGGCCCCGAACGCUCCGCCGGAUAGAUGUGCAAUAAAUCCGGGUAACCCGCCAUUCCCGCGUCCCGGCCGCCGCCACGCCGUGCUUCCGUCCCUUGUCCUCCGAGGCGGGGCGGCGGAUUCGGUGUCGGCGGGGCCGCCGGGGAGGCGGAUCCGAGGCGGGCGACCGGGCCGGCUGGCCGGUCGGUCUCUCCGCCGUCGCGCCGGGCAACGGGAACCGACGGCGUCCUCCGGGGCCCCGGCGGUGUAACGUGGGCAGACCCACCCUCCGUUUCCUUGCUUUUCUCCUCUGAGCUCUCCCUAGCGUUCGGCACGGUCGAGGAAGCCGCGCACGGUCGAGGAAGCCGCCCCUCCUACCGGUCGACUGGAAUCCGGAAGACAAGCCGUGCCGGCGGGGGUGACGGAGGACGGGCUGAGUGUUUCUCACGGGAGGGCUGGGGGUGCGCCGGAGGAGACACACACCAGGGUGGCCCCCAGCUCCGAUCCCGGCUCUGCCACGUGACCUGGGGCCAGUCACUUGCUGCUCUGGGCCUCCGUAACCUCAUCUGAAAAUUGGGCAGUAAGACCGAGCCCUGUGUGCGACGGGGACAGCGUCCAACCUAAUGUAUCUACUCCAGCGCUUAGAACGGUGCCUGGCACACACUGAGCGCUUAACAAGUAUCAUCGUUAUUAUUAUUAUAGGGCACUUUUCUUAUUAACGAAGACAGGACAAACAGCUUCCAGCUGAGCCGUUAGCCCGAGCACCCCCAAAGCAGUGCGGGCUAGCCAAGUAACCUCGGUACGGACGAGGAAUGGGUCUGCUUGUCGUCAUAUGGUACUCUCCUAAGUGCUAGUACAGUGCUCUGCACACACUAGGCACUCAAUAAAUGCAACUGAAUGAAUGAA
This is a messenger RNA of Ornithorhynchus anatinus (platypus), 2094 nucleotides long. RefSeq names its product dickkopf WNT signaling pathway inhibitor 3 (gene DKK3). The record is from RefSeq and is a predicted model, not a curated record. Lineage: Eukaryota; Metazoa; Chordata; Mammalia; Monotremata; Ornithorhynchidae. The transcript has 8 exons. The coding region runs from base 43 to 1137 and encodes 364 amino acids. Gene Ontology annotation, molecular function: receptor antagonist activity; co-receptor binding. Gene Ontology annotation, biological process: multicellular organism development; negative regulation of canonical Wnt signaling pathway. Gene Ontology annotation, cellular component: extracellular region.